Messenger RNA from Medioppia subpectinata, 3609 nucleotides. The record is from the annotation of a GenBank genome assembly. NCBI's taxonomy places the organism in Eukaryota, Metazoa, Arthropoda, Arachnida, Sarcoptiformes, Oppiidae.
ACCGCACUCUGCGGUCAACGGCUGGCGAACAUGUAUUACGGCUUCGGUUACUGUAUUGGCGUUUGCAGUGAUGGCCGGUGUUAUGGUUGGGGCGAUAAUAGUUACGGCCAAUUAGGCGACGGCCAGACUUACGGCCACUCAAACGCUCCGAAACUCAUACCGAUUGCCGGCCGAGUGGUGGACGUGUCGUGCGGUAACAGUUUCACUAUAGCGUUGACCAGUGAUGGCCGCGUGUAUGGCUUUGGCCGCAAUUGUUUGGGUCAAUUGGGCGCCGGAACGCUGGCCUUUCGCUUAUGUCCGCAUCGCGUGUCCAUCGCUGAGCGGGUGGUGUCGGUCGCCAGCGGUCGCAACCAUACGGUGGUAGUGACGGACACCGGCCGGGCCUACGCGUGGGGACUGAAUAUAUGCGGCCAAUUGGGUCAUCACAGGGACGAAGACAUGACGGCUGGCCUACAGAUGCCGGCGUGCGUUACGCCCGAACCGGUGAAGGGUUUCCCACAUCGGGUCCAGAAGGCGCAGUGCAGUCCCGACCACACACUCUUACUGACCACCGAUGGCCACGUUUACGCGUUCGGUGACAAUCAAUACGGACAGAUCGGCAACGGCUCGAACGAAACCCAGUGGACACCCGUUCGCGUCGCCGCUGGGAUCCGCUUUAAAGACAUUUAUGCCAAGAAUUGUCAGUCUCUGUGUAUCGCUGUGUCUGUAGACGACCGGUACUACGUGUGGGGCGGCUCUAAGUUACGCAAACCGCAGCCACAGCCGGAACCGAUGGCCACCCAUACGGUGUACGAUAUAUACGCCUUUUAUACAACACUUGAGAUGACGCCGGAGACCAUUAUCAUCGGCGACAACACAUCCCACGAGAAUAUUGAGAAUAAUUUGGGAAACUUGUCGUCACGUCUUGACAUCAAAGCCAUUGAUGGUAUCGAUUAUGGCGGAGGAGGCGAUGGUUUCCACGAAUUGAAACCCAAAAAUAAUGGUUUUAAUAGUGGAUCAGAUGUGAUGGCAAUGAGCGAAGAGUUGAUUCCUAUGCAUCUCUUUGCGAAACACUUGUCGGACAUGUUUGACAACGAAUGCGAUUACGAUUUGGUGUUUGUAUUCAACGAUAAACGCAUUUAUUGUCACAAAUCUGUGAUUAAAAUACGAAACAAACAGUUUUGGCAAAAAUGUCAGCAAAUGUUGAAUAAAAUUAUUAACAAUUCAGUCGAUAAUGAGAUUCACGUUAAGAGCUAUUCUUAUGACUCUUUCUAUCCAUUCCUUCAGUUCUUGUAUGCAAUCAAACCGAAGAUCACUCCCAGAAUCGCUCGCGAAGUCUCAAAGUUGGCCACACUUUAUGGCGAAUCAGUUCUUCAUGAGUGGUGCGCACAGACAUUGAGAUCAAGUGAUGAGACAAUUGAUUUGUCAAACGUUUGCAGUCUGUAUGAGAUGUCUAUCACCGAUGGAUCCGUUGAGUUGGAGAAGAGAUGCGUUGAAUUCGUGACAAACAAUUUGAUCCCAAUUUGUAAAUCGGAUUCAUUUCACGCAUUGCCUCAACUCGUGUCCAAACGACUCAUGCAAUCAGUUUUGUAUGUUUUGCGAAAGUUUCCCGAUUUGUGUCCACAACCGGUGGACAACAAACGCGACCGCAAACUAAGGAUCAAAUUAUUAGAUGUUUUUGGAGAUAACGGCGAAGAAGUGAUUGUUGUGACCGCCGAUGAACGGGUCUACGGCUUCGGUGCCAACCGUUUCGGACGACUCGGUCUCGGAGUGAAUGGUUUGAUCGCAAGACCGCAACUGAACGCCACUCUCACCGGAAAGAAGAUAAUGAAGAUAUGCUAUGGUUUGGGACACUGUUUGGGACUCACGAGUGACAGACAGUGCUAUGGAUGGGGACAUAACGCGAGCGGACAGCUCGGCGUCGGGUCUGUGGCCGACACACCGACCCCUCAACUAAUCGAAGUACUUAGUCGUCGAUCUAAUUCUAAGGAAGUGAUGGCCAUCUCAUGCGGUGAUAAUCACUCGCUGGCGCUGACCAGAGAUGGAAUUGUGUAUAGCUUUGGGGCCAACGAUCGGCGCCAAUGCGGUCACGAAAGCGGUGACAUUGUUUGGACGCCAACUCAAGUGACCAUAGCCUCCAAUUUGCCGCCACAUAAACCGGUCAAGUGUUUGGCCAUCUCUUGCGGGCGUAACCAUUCAUCGGCUCUGACCGUUACGGGAGAGGUGUUUGUCUGGGGUAGCAAUGAGUCCAAACAGUUGGGUCCGCGGGUGAUCUCAGUGGACAGUCAGUCAUACUGUUGUCCGCAGUCCAUAAAGUACUACAAUCGCCGCCAAUGCCUACGUAUGGUACGCGUGAUCUGCGGUCUGAAUCAUACGGUACUCAUGUCGUCCACAGGUCUCGUCCUUGUAUUUGGUUUAAAGCACUGGAAAGCUGUUCCCAAAAGUGGCCACACAUUAAAAACUAUCCAAUUGGACCGUCAAACUCAAUUCAAACGCAUUGACACCACUUAUAGUAAUCGUAUGGUAAUCGCGACGGCAAUGGAUGGGAAGCACUUCAUUGUGGGAACAGAUAAUGGUUUGCAUAUCUUUACACCCAUUGAUAUAUCGAUGGGUUGUUCGCUGUUUGAUGUUUACGCCAAUUAUUGCGGUUUUAAUAAAACUUUUUCGUCGAUUAAGAAGAUGUUGGAAGACAUGAUAUCGCCGAUGAAUACGAACACUACUAUCACUACCGGAUCCGUUGCUUCUGAUUCUUAUAAUGAUUUUAAGAGCGGUUUUAAUGGUGAAAACUUUGCCGACGAAGAGAUCUAUGUAUCGAAACCCGAAGAAUAUGAAUACGAAGAACCCGAAGGCAAAGAAGUUAUUCAAUUAAAAAGCAGAUCACAGAUGGCUUUGGAUUUAUCACAAUUUGAUCCAUUAGAGUCAAUACCACCGAUGGAUACGCCAUCGAAUAUCCAACGGCCACGGAAUCGGCGCCGCCAUCGCCGUCGGCCGCAUCGGUUGCUUCGCCACAGAAUCACUAUCGCCACCGAAUCCGUUGCUUCUGAUUCUUAUAAUGAUUUUAAAAACGGUUUUAAUGAUGAAAACUUUGCCGACGAAGAGAUCUAUGUAUCGGAACCCGAAGAAUAUCAAUACGAAGAAGACAUUCAAUUAGAAAACGAAUCACAGAUUGCAUUGGAUUUGUCGCAAUUUGAUCCACUCGUUAACAAAGUGUGCCAUAAAUCUGAUUCGUCUAAAUUUGACGGCCAAUCAGUUGUCUCGAUAUCGGAUCCAAUUGAUCCCGAAACAUCUGUUAAUACUUUGAAAUCGAAUUUAUGUUUGGAUUAUAAAGACUCUGAAUGUGGAGAUAAUGCGGGAAUCGCUGACCAGAAGUACCAAAACACCGAUAGUAUGGAUCCAAUGAUGGCAAACAAAGAGUUUUGGAGAAUAUGUGAACAAAAUAUGAUUAAUGAAAAUGAGAUUAAUAUUAACGCCUAUUCUUAUGACACUUUUCACUCGUUUCUCAUGUGUUUAUACGGAAUGAGACCCGAAGUGAAUGACCAGAACUGUCGACAACUGUUUCGUUUGGCCGAAGACUACGGCGAAGAAGAGAUCAAAGAAUUGUGUUUUCAAUACCUCAUGAAUUCUGCCUAA